Anarrhichthys ocellatus (wolf-eel) is the source of this 3078-nucleotide messenger RNA. RefSeq names its product G-protein coupled receptor family C group 5 member C-like. Lineage: Eukaryota; Metazoa; Chordata; Actinopteri; Perciformes; Anarhichadidae. Gene Ontology annotation, molecular function: protein kinase activator activity; G protein-coupled receptor activity. Gene Ontology annotation, cellular component: intracellular membrane-bounded organelle; extracellular exosome; plasma membrane. Gene Ontology annotation, biological process: G protein-coupled receptor signaling pathway. The record is from RefSeq and is a predicted model, not a curated record. The transcript has 4 exons. The annotation marks the transcript as partial.
CAGCUGAGGAGGAGCGGGCAUGAUGGAGGACUGAUUCCGCCCCGAAGAAAAAAACAACAACCUGUGCAUCAACUAAGGGAACAUUUGAACGCUCAGAACAUCCACGUGGAGCCUGUUAACACUCGAGAAAUAUUUCAGACAAGUUGGAUUAUCCUUACCGCAGUAAAUCUACCUGAGUCACCUGUUGGAGCGGAACUGCUCUCCGUCAUCAGUCCAGCACUUUAUUUUAGAAUCUGCUGUGAAGCCAUGGAACCCACCAUUGUUCCAAAGGGAUGUGGUUCCGGUAUCAGCUCCAUAUAUUACAACCUGUGUGACCUGACUGCAGUGUGGGGGGUCGUGGUGGAGGCCGUUGCUGCUGCUGGUGUGGUGACUUCCUUUGUUCUGUUGGUCAUCCUCAUGGCCAGCUUACCGUUUGUGACACACAAGAAGAGGAAGGGUAUGGUGGCCCUGCAGGCCGGCAUUCUGGUCUUCACGCUGGGACUCUUUGGACUCACCUUUGCCUUCAUUGUGGGUCGGUACUCAACCAGCUGUGUUGCACGGAGGUUCCUCUUUGGAGUACUGUUCUCGGGCUGUCUAGCCUGCCUGGUGAUGCACGGGUUGUGGCUCGCCCUGCUGGAGCGGAGGGACCGGGGGCCCAGGAGCUGGAUGUUAUGCCUGGGGGCCCUGGGUCUGUGGAUGGUCGAGGUGAUCAUCAACACCGAGUGGCUCAUCAUCACUGUGGCCAGGAGCCCACUCAGAGGUGUCAUUAUCUCUGACCUGUCCUGCAGCAUCGCUAACCAGGACUUUGUGAUGGCGCUGAUCUAUGUGAUGGUUCUGCUGCUAGCUGUGGUGCUGAUGGCUGUGCCCUCACUGACCCACAAGCACAAGCAGUGGCGGCGAGAUGGAGCCUUCAUCCUGGUCUCGGGGCUCUUCACCUUGGCUAUCUGGGUAGCUUGGAUCGUCAUGUACAUCCAUGGGAACAGAGUGGUCGGGAAUCCCAGCUGGGACGAUCCCACUCUGGCUAUCGCUGUGGUGUCAAAUGCCUGGGUGUUCCUCAUCCUCUACGCCAUGCCAGAAAUCUGCUUACUGACCCAGGAGGACCCUGACCAGGAGCUGCCUAUCGAUGGAGAUCACGUUUACCCCGCCAGGAGCCUGGUUUAUGACGACAUCCUUAAGGAGCCGGAGCCACUCCACCAGAACAUCUACAUGGAGAAUAAAGCCUUCACUAUGGACGAGCCUCCAACAGUACCCACAAAGCCAGUGUCUCCAUAUGGUGCUUAUAAUGGUCAGCUACGGAGUUGUGUGUACCAGCCCACAGAAUUAGCCCUGAUCGCCAAGGGUCUGACCAAGAUGGACCAAGACGCCAUGCCUCGAGCUCGAGACCCCUUUUGGAAUCGAGGAAGUGGCAGCUCCCUGCCUCGUUUAGCCGAGUCCUCGCUGCCUUAAGGGCCGUCACAAGCAGGCAGCGUGAGUCAAGGGGCUCUUAGCGCUGUCUGUCGUUGCAGCUUUGACACCUCCACCAGGGGUUUGUUCUCCCCUCGCAAUUCCUUGUAACAAAUGUAAUGUAGCAUCCUUUGCUCCUAGGUGCACUGCAUUUAAAGCAAAGGAAAGGUCUAUAAUUGAGCUGAUACACGUUUUAAUUCACAAACACUGGAAGUUGUUGUGUUCUCACCAAUAUAAUGCUUUCUCUUGUCACAAAUCGACUGACUGUAAUUCGCUAAUCUGUUGUAAACAAUACUUACUUGUUAACUUGUGACAUCAUGUUGAUUCAGACUUCCUAUGAUUUGUUUAGUGCCUUGAAUUUAUAAAAAUUACAAUUUUAUAUAAAAGUGUACAUUCUUAACUUAUUAAACCUAUAAUAGGUUACAUACAUACCAUUUGGCUGUUGGGUCUUUGGAUUGUAACAGGUAACAAUUGUCGAGUAUAGGCAGACGAGGCACAAUGUAAGAGGAAGUAUCACAAGGUACACACUAUCUUCACAUAAGUUAUUUACAUAGUUUGCUUGAUAAGAUUUAACUGCUUCACCUGGCGCAGGUGAUGGUUAUCACACUGUAGUGGCUGUGUGUACACUGCUGGACAAUAAAUACAACUAUUCUAGGCACUGAAUAAAAUCUGAGUGUAAUAGUGAGUGGAUGCUCCUCCAUUUUGAGUUUGGGGCAUUACAAUAUACAAUUUGAUGGACAAUCUCAUAAAAACUGCAUUGUCUGACAGCAGAAGUAGUGACAGGCUGCCAGGAGCCUUCCCUGCACACAUGCUGGUUACAUAGGAAGCUGCACAUAAGCACACUGCGAGCACCAUCCCAACAUUAUUGUUAGAGGGACACAUUAGCUUUGACUUACGAGUAAUAAGAGGAACCAUUAUGCACACACACACACACACACACACACACACACGUACUUUAGGAGCUUCAGAGUGAGCUGUGGCUGCCUAGCAGCAGGCUGAGUAGGCUCUCCCCCCAAUUACUCCCACCAUCCUCUGCCGUCAGCAGCCACGAGUACUUGCUCGGAAAUUAAAUUGCUCACAAACUGGAAAUCAGGCCAAUUAGCGGUAUACACAACAGAACACAAACGUCUCAAUUUUACUCUGCAACGCCUUAUGGGUGCACCUGCUCGACUCCACUGCUUGUAGAUAUAACAAUGCAAAGAGCUGCCAAAAAAAAAAAAAAAAAAAAAAAAAGAAGCAGCACAGUCUUGUCAAACAACCUCACGGUGAACAUACAGCAGGGAAAAUGUAUCCAAAUGUAAACAAGACAGCAUUCAAACAUUGCAUGGAAUGUUUUCUUUGCAUUUCCAACGACAUCUUACCGAUGCAUCUCACUAAGGGGCCACUGGUAAAUAAACGCAUACAUUAAACCUUGACAAUGUCUUUAUUUAAAGUGUAUUGAAUGUUAACUCCUGAUCAGUGACUUGAGCUGAAAUAAAAAAACUAAAACAAACAGCAUCUUUCUCUGACAGGAAGCAACCGUAAAUCCCUUGAUAAUGCGGAUAGCCGUCUUGUGCACAUGGACACCGGGGUAAAUGACCAAUGGUGGUUGAGCUCAGCACCACCAAUCACAAGCAGCUGUCCCCACUUAAUGUGUUUUCCAUGUCACUGUGACAA